UGCUACAACGACAAAAGCAACAAACUGCAUGCAAACACCACCCAAAGCCACAGCCAGAGCCAAAUCCAGCGCCAGAGACCAUAAGGGACCAGUGAGCAUAGUGAACCGAUUUUAUUUCAUGCGGAGCCAGCCAGCGAACGGGCGCGUACGAACGCACACAGAGAAGGCUAGAAAGCGCGGUCGGCCGCAAGUUUUAUUUGUUAUUACUCAGUAAUUGUUAAAAUAUCGCCACCGCAACAACAAGCCCGUAUUCAGCAGAGGUCUAUACGCAUACAGGCAUUUGGAGCUACCCAGAAACAGCUCCCAUAAUGACUAAUAAAGCACUUUAAAGCACUUCAAUGGCCGCAAUGAAUAAUGCUUUUAAUUAUUUUCUUGUAUUUCUGUAGAAAGCUUCAAGGAAUUCUAUCUCUCUCAUUGGAAUCUGAAGACUACUAGAACGGGAGGCCCAACUGGCUUCCGGAAAGCUGGCGCGCAGAUCAGCUACAAAGAGACAAUUCUCCGAAGAACUAGUUUGAAUUCUACAAAAACAAUUGCAAAAUGGCUACUAUAGCGGCAUUGCCAACGGCGACGUUGCGGCGCAAUAGCAAUAAAAACAACAGCAACAAGGGGGCCAAAUCGCGACGGAAUGAACGAAAUAUCCUUACGUUUUACGAAAAGAUUGCCGUGAUCCGGUACUACGACGAGACCAACAUCUCGAGGAAUAGUUUGGCCAAAAUGUUCCACUGCUGUGCCACCCAAAUCAGACGCAUCCUGGACAAGAAGAAGGAACUGCUCCAACAACUGGCUACUCUGAGUGAAGCGGAUGCCUCCAUAAUAAUCGAGGAGAUGACCCGGAAGCGUAGAAAGUUUGAAAUGAGCGCCAUAAGCUUCCUUUUGAGGGAGUGGGUGGAGAGAUGCAGGCAGCUACAUCUGAAUAUCAGUAUCACGAACCAGAAGCUCAAGGAUACUGCUCUGAGAAUGGCUGCCAUAUUGAACCUCCCGUCCUUCCGACCCUCCUAUCGCUGGCUGAACCGAUUCCGUGGAAAGUAUAAAUACGAAGGCGAUGAACUGGGUUACCAGGGAGAGAGUCCUGUCAACCAGGACCUGCCCGUGGAGGAGAUCAUAGUGGAGUUUAAGAACGCGUUGCCCAACUUUAUGCAAAGGGAAUUGUCAGACACACCUGAGGGGGUCAACGUUGCCGACUUGGUGAAUCUCUCCAGUGAGAACAGCUUGAUGUCAGAUCACCAGGACGAAGAGGAUGAAGUUGUGGAAGUGGUUACUUGUGAACCCAGUGUCUUACCUUCCCCACCUACUUCUUCGGAGAAAGGGGAAGAGGAACUUUUCCUGAAAGAGGAGGACCUUCCGUCCGAGGAUCAAAUGAACGCGGGGACCAGCACCCUGCUGAAUGGAGUCUUUCCCCACCUGGCCAUCAUCCACCAGUUUGCACUGAUGAACUCGGACAUCCAGGCCCUGGAGCUGAUCUCCCAGCUGGGGGUGCACAUGCAACAGCAGGCCAUGUCCGGGGCCUAUGGAAAGCUGUCGCUGGCGACGGAAAGUGAAGGUGGCCCUACCACUCUGCCGGAACUUCCUCCGGGGAGCAUUUAUGCAGACAUAGACGAUAUAGAGUUGAUAGAGUAGAGGAAUAUCUAAAG
Molecule: messenger RNA, 1631 nt
Organism: Drosophila bipectinata
Lineage: Eukaryota; Metazoa; Arthropoda; Insecta; Diptera; Drosophilidae
Gene: ebd2
Product: earthbound 2
Molecular function (GO): DNA binding
Source: RefSeq, a predicted model, not a curated record